AUGUCGAAAUAGCAAUGGACUCUAUUGACUACGGACACUUAAAAACUAUAAUUAUUUGGUAUGCAAGCCAAAGUCACAACGAAUUAUGGUGAUGUAUUUUAAGGACUCAUAUAUUAUUGUGAUGAAUCAAUCAUUAUAUUAAGUAUGAUUGAAUAGCAAUAUUAUAGAAAAUGAAGAUGAUUUUUUUUUAAUUAAUCAGCAAUCAAUAUAAGAUUUACAAACUAUUGAUAUUUAAGAUCCUAAAGUAUACGUUCCAAUAAGCGUAGUAAACAUUAUAAAAUUUAUUGGCAAUCGAUUUGGCAGCUAUGGCAUAAGAAAUGAUAAAAAAGGAAAUGAAAGAACCUCAUUAACAAUUAUUUGAUCAUCUAUAAAAAUUGUAUAGAGAUGUUGAUUGGAAAGACUAAGAGAUCAUCAUUCCAUCUAUUUCGAUAAGAAUUUCACCACCUUAUAAAUCAGGUAAUAAUUAUAAGUGAUUUUAUUAUUAGAUAAUAUAACGGGUGAAAAUAAAUUGGGAGUUGAAAGAUUAAGGAAAAUUGUAAAGUAUAUAAUAAUGAACUUUUUAUGUAGGUUGAUAAAUAUGCCAAAAAUUUUUGA
Paramecium pentaurelia is the source of this 594-nucleotide messenger RNA. The record is from the annotation of a GenBank genome assembly. Lineage: Eukaryota; Ciliophora; Oligohymenophorea; Peniculida; Parameciidae.